Molecule: messenger RNA, 1790 nt
Organism: Lasiosphaeria miniovina
Lineage: Eukaryota; Fungi; Ascomycota; Sordariomycetes; Sordariales; Lasiosphaeriaceae
Exons: 3
Coding region: 484-1305 (273 amino acids)
Source: RefSeq, a predicted model, not a curated record
CUAGGGAUUACGUCUACAUAUAAAAUUAUUGCUUGAUUGUUGGAGAGCUCGGAAGGAUUGCUCUAAUUAGUUCAGAACACUUGGGAUGCUUUGUGAUGAAUUCCCUGUUUGACGGCUACCUUCGUGUAUGGCAUCAUCCCCGCCAUCUCCAUCACGAAUAUCGCACUGUAUGUAAUUCGUAAACACAUACAUUUUCAGCCGCAUACAGUCUGGAGGAGCGAGUUGCAAUGGUCCCGUGGCCUUGGCGCUCUUGUCCGCCGCCGGCCGCCCACAGCACACCCCACCUUCGUCUGGUCGCCGAAGCAGGCAGCUGAGGCUAUGCGAUAAAUCGUGCAGGGAAAUAGUAAAGAGCACACAAGAUGCCACAAUCAAGUUUGGCAAACCUCAUCUGUUUCUCGACACGUCCCCCACUGCUUUCGUCUGUGCCCUGUUCCCACGUGUUUGUUUCUGGUACGCCCAAGUACGCAUUUUGCAAUCAUCUCGAUGCCUUUGUUUCGCAAGAUCUUCUCGGGGGGCUCCUCCCACGGCUCGCCUCCGCAGGCUGGAGCCUCGUGGAACUCAUUGGAAAGCACACCCACUACAAGCUCGCUUCCAAACCCUUCCCCAACGAGUUCUCUCCUGCCCGCCACAACGACCGAGCCACCAACAAAGACGACGGUGACCGCUGAAGCUCUCACAAGCCCUACAUUUCUACCGUCCGGUUCCAUCUCACCUCCAGAAUCUCCACCAGCGACCGAGACGCCGCACGCCUUAGAGCCCGUUACCGAAGCCCAAACGUCUGGCUCUGGUCAAACCCCUGGCCAGUAUGCGACUCGUACCUUAGCCAAUGUAUCCCCCCGACCACCUACGGCUGGGGGAUUCAAUCCGUGGUACCCUCCGAAACCACGAGUGGGGUCUGAGAGAUCGACGAAAUCCGAGUUGAGCGCAUUCAGUGGCUCGCCGGUUAGCUCGCGUUCCAACACGGCGUCGACCGCGGCCACCAGCAUAUCCUCAACCGCGACGAGCAUACGAAAGCUGACGACGAGGGCCACUGCUGGGUUAGACUUGCGUAAAGAAGCCCGGCAGAAUCGGCACCCGAAGAAGGCCACUUGCGAACAGACAUUCAGCACGUAUUGCCUUGAAUGGGGAGCAUUGCGCGAAUGGCUCCAUCGUCGUUUUGAGGGUUACGACUUUGACGAAAACGAACUAAGAGUCCCGAACGUCGAGCACGAUUCUUACAAGUUCAACACGCCCGAGCCACUGACCGCUAAGGAUAAGGCCGACAUACACAAACUCCGAUGGGAUUAUGACUCAAGCAAAGAAUGAGAAGAGAUGGAGCCAUAUUCCAAUUCUUAUUGUUGUGGCUUGCCCUGAUUUGGGCCACCUGGUGUUGACCUGGGGUCCCGGCGUGACGUUUUUCCUCGAUUCGAGGAUUUCCCAGUUGGUUAGAGGGUGGCUUUUCCGUUGCUUGUUGCAGCGGUUGGGUGGGAUUCCAGCAGAACCCGUAUUCAACAGCCGUACCCAAACUGUCCGCUAGCUAUAGCCGUCUGUAAUUAUUCGAUAUAUUUAUUGAUCGUAUUCGCAUUUGUUGCACUGACACAACUCGGUUUUCUCUUAACGGAGAUGGUGGUAUGUGCUAUACAAUGCAGUUCGGCGGAGUCGAUGACCCUCGCGUGGACGAUACCUAAGGGACUGGACAUUUCAGCCCAGGAGGGCGACGCUUGAUAUUUAGGCACUUUCAUGCCCGACAUUGCGGGGCAACAGCGCCAAAGUUCGGUGGCCGCCCAGGCUGGUGCAACUACAUCGCCCCC